Adineta ricciae is the source of this 603-nucleotide messenger RNA. The record is from the annotation of a GenBank genome assembly. NCBI's taxonomy places the organism in Eukaryota, Metazoa, Rotifera, Eurotatoria, Adinetida, Adinetidae.
AUGUUUCGAUUCAAAUUCUUCUUGUGUUUUAUUCGUAUAAGUUUAAUUAUAACUUUAACCAAAUCCGAGUUUCCAUGUCUUACCAAUUCAAUUAUUUCUUGUCGUUGUAACAGCGAUGAAAGCUUAGUUACUUGUGUUGAAAACCAUCCAAGUAAUGAAACAUUUAUCGAUUGGUCAACAUUUUCAUCCGGCGGUCAUCGGUUUCAUUUAUUUAAAUUCAUCAAUUUUACACAUUUAACGUCGAAUACAUUUGCAAAUUUCACAUCAACAGUUCUUUCACUUGGACAAUUCGAAUUCACAUUUAUCAAUUGUGUUGAUCGAGUAGAAGAAAAUACUUUUCAAAUAUUGAAUUUUUAUUCCGAUACGCCAAUUACUCUUAUUUUCGAAAAUCCAAGAAAUUUUCAACUUGCUAAUUAUGCAUUUAGCCGACUGGAAUAUAGGGAAAUUAUCAUUUCUGGUAUUCAAAAUGAUAAUCCUCCAUAUCAACUUAAUCUAAAAGCAUUUGAUAAUACACAAAUUUAUCAACUGAGUAUUUCUAAUUCUCCCGAAUUUCAUUUUAUUUCUAAUGGUUNGAAUUCGACGGAUCCGAUGCAAUCCUGGUGA